This is a messenger RNA of Triplophysa dalaica, 1958 nucleotides long. RefSeq names its product serpin peptidase inhibitor, clade D (heparin cofactor), member 1 (gene serpind1). Lineage: Eukaryota; Metazoa; Chordata; Actinopteri; Cypriniformes; Nemacheilidae. Gene Ontology annotation, molecular function: serine-type endopeptidase inhibitor activity. The coding region runs from base 260 to 1780 and encodes 506 amino acids. The record is from RefSeq and is a predicted model, not a curated record. The transcript has 5 exons. Gene Ontology annotation, biological process: blood coagulation; negative regulation of endopeptidase activity.
ACUUCAGUGGUUUUGUGUUCAUACAAUGGAAGUCAACGGAGUUCAGUGUUGUUUGAUGAUCAACGUUCCUUAAAAGAUCUUCUUUAGUGUCCUGCCACAGAAAGAAAUUCGUACAGGUUUGUCAUUUUCGGGUGAGCUAUCCCUUUAAAGCAGACAGGUUGCGAGGCUGUUUGAACUCAGUUCUGUUUGAUCAGUGAAGACCCAAAGUCCAGUCGAAGAACGUUUUCACAAACAAGAGACUACAGAGGGAGAGAGAAGGAUGUGGUUUGUUUGGAUCGUAGCUGUCGUCUCUCUCCUGAGCACCCCCGCUCUCGCCGGGGUAAAAGAUCUCGGAUCACACUUCAGUGGACAACAGGUGGAUGCCCGCGGACACGCUCCCGCUGUAGAAAACACAGACAUCGAGUCCAUUCCCCUGGACUUCCACCGUGAGAACACGGUCACCAACGAUCUUCCUCUUGAAGGACUGGAUGAAGAAGAUUACAUCGACUUUGAUAAGAUCCUGGAGGAAGGUGAAGACGACUACAGCGAUGGUGAUGCCAUCGACGAAAUCUCCACCCCGGCCCCUGACCUCGACCUCUUCUCAGAACCCACCGACCCCAAAAUACGGCGGGCACGCCUCUUACGCCUUUUCCACGGGCGAACACGCCUGCAGCGCAUCAACGUGGUCAACGGCCGCUUUGGCUUUAGGCUUUAUAGAAAAAUUCGCAAUAGACUCAAUCAAACUGACAACAUCUUAUUGGCCCCUGUUGGAAUCUCCAUCGCGAUGGGUAUGAUGGCUCUAGGGGUCGGGCCAAAUGCUCACGAGCAACUCUACCAAACUCUGGGGUUUUCGGAGUUCGUCAACGCCAGCGCUCAGUACGACAACACGACCGUGCAUAAGCUUUUCCGCAAGCUCACGCACCGGCUCUUCCGCCGAAACUUCGGCUACACGUUACGUUCAGUCAACGAUCUGUACGUGAGACAAAACGUGCACAUUCAGGAUGGGUUCCGUAGCGGUGCCAAGAAGUAUUACUUCGCUGAGCCCCAGUCUGUGGACUUUUCUGACCCUGCUUUCUUGGUGAAGGCUAACCAACGCAUUCAGAAGAUCACCAAAGGUCUGAUAAAAGAGCCGCUGAAGAGUGUCGACCCCAACAUGGUCGUGAUGCUUCUGAACUACCUCUACUUCAAAGGCACGUGGGAGCAGAAGUUUCCCAAGGAGCUGACGCACUACCGGAACUUCCGCGUGAAUGAGAAACAGCAGGUGCGUGUUCCCAUGAUGCAGAACAAGGGCAGUUAUCUGGCGGCGGCCGACCAUGAGCUGAACUGCGACGUGCUGCAGCUGCCGUAUGCUGGAAACAUCAGCAUGCUCAUCGCCGUCCCUCAGAAACUCUCUGGGAUGAGAUCUCUGGAGCAGGAGAUAUCGCCAACCCUCAUCAACAAGUGGCUCAACAACAUGACCAACAGGACUCGUGAGGUGGUGUUCCCUCGGUUUAAACUGGAGCAGAGCUACGAUCUGAUCGAACACUUAAAAGAAAUGGGCCUGACAGAUCUGUUCACGGAGCAAGGAGACUUCACCCCCAUGACCUCCGAGAAAGUCAUCAUUAACUGGUUUAAGCAUCAGGGCAUCAUCACAGUUAAUGAAGAGGGAACCGAGGCAGCAGCAAUGACACACGUGGGUUUCAUGCCCCUAUCAACACAGACACGUUUUGUCGUGGACAGGCCCUUUCUCUUCCUCAUCUAUGAACAUCGUACAGGUUGUGUGGUCUUCAUGGGACGGGUGGUCGACCCGUCACGAAGCUAAACACAUUCUCACACACAAACAUGCACACGCACACGUGCACACACAGCCUGUCCUCAAGACAGUUUCAUCAUUUAUGUUUUAAAAAACUGAGAAUUGUUUCUGUGUCAUGUUUUGACCAAUGAGACUUUUGUAAUGUAAGCAGUGAUAAUAAAAUGAGCCGAAGGUUUGUUAAACUGAA